AUGUACCAACAAGGAUCAGAUACCUCUAACGAAUUCAGGGAAGUCAUCAGAAAAGAAAUGAAUAAAAGAAUCGGUCCUGAGAACGAAGAGCUGAAGGACUUUAUCAUUCCCAACUGGUCGCCAGGAUGUCGAAGAAUCUCCCCAGGGGAUGGCUAUUUGGAGGCUUUGGUACAACCCAACGUCCAACCUGUAUUCAGUGGGAUUAAAAAGGUUGUAGCAGAUGGCAUAGUGACUGAGGACGGGGUUCUCCAUGAAAUGGACGUAUUGGUGUGUGCUACUGGAUUUAAGGUUGCUUUCAGGCCAGCAUUCAAAGUUGUCAAUGGGGAUGGAACGACGUUGGAUGAUGAUUGGGGGAAGGGACCAAAUCUUUAUCUUGGAUUAUCCGCCCCACGUUUCCCCAAUUUCUACACCAUUGUGGGGCCGGGGGCGACAUGGUCUAACGGACCACUCUUACCCUCCAUUGAAACCAGUGUCGAAUAUGCCGUCAAGAUGAUGCGCAAGAUUCAAAAGGAGCACAUCAAAUCUCUUGAUGUAAAGCAAGAAGCUUUGGAUGACAUAUAUGCUCAUUUCGACGAAUUUCACAAGACAACAGUCUGGCAAGAAGAAUGCCGCAGUUGGUUCAAGGAUGGCAAGAUCAAAAACAGAAUCUAUCUCUGGCCAGGAUCCGUGAGUCGACUCAGCGUUUGCAAACCCCACUCUUCGGUUCACCUGCUAACCUAUUCAUAUAUCAGACAGUUCACUUUCUCAAGACCAUUAAAGAACCUCGUUUUGAAGAUUACAAUAUUCGCUAUCGAUACAAGAAUCGAUUUGCCUUCUUAGGAAAUGGAGAGGUUAAGGCCAACACCGUGAAAGGUGACUAUAAAGGUCUUAGCACAUAUGUGCAAAACAGCGACCACGAGUGGUCAAUCGAAUAGACCUAAAAUUCCUUUCAUUUCUGCACAGCUUCUAUCGUGUAUAGCACAAGGUGGCUCCAGACGAUCGAGAGAUCAAGCUUGGACUUUCCCUCUUUCCAAGACAUGUUAUUGAACAUUUUCAACGCCAACAUUGAAUUUCGACUUGUUGUUUGUAUUCUUUCCGCGAAAUGCAACUACCGAAAUCCACACCAGCUAAGUGUGGAUUGAUGCACGAUGAUGAGGUUCUGUCGAGGUAUUCCAGCCAUGGUGUCAGUUUGAUGUGACCUCUUCCCACUUGGUUCAUGUCUGCCUGCCAGCGUUGAAACUGACGAACAGUGGGGAGCUUCCUGCUUCCGCCGAUCCGCGGUGAAAUCAUGGGGAAGAGCCCUAUCGUAUUUUGUGGAGAAGGUGGGCACCUGGACUACCCCGCGUUUUUUAGCUUCCUCUCUGAGUACGAGUACGCGUAGAACGGAUCAGAU
Hymenoscyphus albidus is the source of this 1372-nucleotide messenger RNA. The record is from the annotation of a GenBank genome assembly. NCBI's taxonomy places the organism in Eukaryota, Fungi, Ascomycota, Leotiomycetes, Helotiales, Helotiaceae.